Molecule: messenger RNA, 13075 nt
Organism: Chrysemys picta bellii (western painted turtle)
Lineage: Eukaryota; Metazoa; Chordata; Testudines; Emydidae
Source: RefSeq, a predicted model, not a curated record
UGUGCGCGCGUGCAGAAUUCCCUCAGGAGUAAAAGUUGCACUAAUCUUUUGUGCAUAUGCCCAUUCCAUGGUGUGCAUGCACCUCAUAUGGUAAAGAUGGGAGUCUUUUCAGUCAUCAGUACCCAUCGGGUACACAUGUCCUCGUGCUUCUCUGUGAGGGCAUGUAAGGGCGAGGUGCACCUGCCACUAUUCAGUUCCUCUCAUUGACUCACGGCUUAGAGACAAAGCCCAACAGUAGAAGAGACUGCCAGCCUUCUUGAUAGCCUUACUAAAUAGUUCUACAGUUAGAGUAUAGUAAUAGUUUUUAAUAGCUUUAGUAGUUCAGUUACCUGUUACAACCUUUAGAUCUUACUUGCUCUAGCAUUAUUUGAUUCACCUAGGUUUAAACACUGCCCUUCGUGCAAGGGAGCUCUUGCAGCUUCGGAUGGAUACUCAAAAUGCCUCUACUGUCUGGGAUAACUGCAUAUUCCCAGUAAAUGUGUGAUUUGCAAGUCAUUCCGUUCCUGAGCUAGGAAGGAUAGGGAAGCUCACCUUCAGGUCUUCCUAAUGACCAAGUCAGUGAGACCUGCUUCUGAACCAGGCUCUCUAGACCCACCUGUAGCGGGACCUUCUGAGCCAGAGUGGAUAUGGACUCUUUACCUUCAAGAGCUCCAACUCGAAUCACAACCAUGAUGACAACUUCCUUCUCAGUCAGACUGCAGGGAGCUAGAAGCCUCAGGGACAGGUUGCCCAUGAGGGGUUUCUCUAAGAGGAAAACCUUCCCAAGGUGCUGAACAUUGUCUGACACUUUGUGGCCCAGAAUGGUUCCCGUAAAUUAUUCUGCACUUCUUUUCCUAAAGUUGUUUUGCGUUUCUGCUGCUGGAAAGUCUGUCCUGGAUUCUCCCACAAAGCUAGUUGCAGUUCUGUGGAGAAGGUAGUGAUUGAUGUAAAUGAAGUGACAUGCGGUCUGAUAUCUGUGACUGAAAGGUCUUACGUAAAUGUACAGUUUAAUAGUAGUAGCGGUGUUCAGAUACUACGGUGACGGGCACUCUCCAACUGCUCCAUACUAAAAAAUAAAAGAAUUCCUUGUUCAGAUAAAUCUUUUUCAGCUUCAUUUGUGAAGUGGUUUCUUACUUUGAUUAUUAAUUUUAUUACUCUUAAAAUUAUUAAUAAAAUUAGAAUAAAUUGAUAAUCUGUACUUCGCCAAAUAUGGUGGAUGCCAUUUCAAUUCUGUUAAAUACAGCUUUCUAUUAUUAGCAUCAUUUUCCAGAGAACUGAUCCUGUCCCAUUGACUUUAAUGUUAAUGGGAUUUGGAUAUUAGCAACUGUCAUGCAGUUUGUUGACAACUUUUUGAGAACCCGGGACUGCCACUCUCUGUGGAAAGCCCUGGCCACAGGCAGGUUUGUGGGACUGCAACCAGGGAAGAAAACACUGGGAUGUGCCAAGCCUGGGUCUCCAGUGCUGGAGCAGGGUUUCAGUGAACAAGAGGAAGACCAAUUUUCCAUUUUAAAAUAAGAUUUUUUUAUUAUAUUAAAGAAUGUUAUAGGUUUAUUUUACAUCAUUAUAAUUAAUGCUAGUCAGCACUUCCAUUAUUGGCCUUCUAAUUUUAGUGGCUGUUACAUUUCUUUGUAUGGAACAAUACUUUUAUCAUAUUUUUAGGUUGAAAAGCUAGUUCGGGUACUUUUUAGCUUCAAAAUAAAAAGGAAGUUAACAGUGUCAGACACUAUAUUGAUUCUAAUUAUGUUGUAUGUGCAAUAAUGUUUUUUUUUUCAAGAAAGAUUCUGAUACUUAUUUUUAGCCAACAGACUUAGUCAAUCACUGUACAUCAGGGGAGUAAUUCUCAUAUUGCUCUCUGAUGUGUUAAACCACAGAAGUUACAUAAGAGCCACUUUGAUCUCUUGAGGGGCAGGAAUCUGCUUUAAAAAAAAGUUUCUGAAUGCAAAUGUAUAUGAUAGAUGCUCUUCUGGAUAAAUAAUUCACUUGGUUGAGUUCUUAUAUGUUCCCUUGAUAAUUUUUUCUUUCUUUUAAUCCCUGCUCUCAUUCUAAAGGGAUGGAAAAUACAUGAAAGGGAGUGAAGAAAGGAACAUGAAAGAGAUGUAAAUUUCCUCUAAGUGGUUUUAAUGUUCCUGACACAAAACCCAGCCAACUCUAGUCUCUUCUUUGGUCUUUCAGCAUCUCGUCUAAGGCCAGGUCUGCAUGACAGACCUAUAUCGAUAUAACUACGUCGCUCGGAGUGUGAAAAAUCCACACCCCUGAGCGACAUAAUUACACCAACCUGACAUCCUGUCUAGAUAGCACUAUGAUGAAGGGAGAGCUUGAGCUUCUCUUGUUGACAUAGCCACUGCUUCUUGGGAGGUGGAUUAACUACACUAGUAGGAGAAGCUCUCGCAUUGGCGUAGUAGCAUCUUCACUAAAUCACUACAGUGGCGCAGCUGCACCAGUGCAGCUGCGCCGCUGUAACACUGUACAUAACAACAAGCCCUUAUAUACACUUCUCUUCUCCCCCAGUCUAAUGGCAAUACAGCUCACUGGGAGAGGAAAUCUUUGUCUAUAACUCUCGAUUGAGACUGUGAGGAGAGAAUAGGUUCUGGAAACUCUUUGCCUUUCAGCACCUCUCCUUAGUGGUUACCGUAUUCUCUGUUCUUUGGGGACAUCGCCAUAAAAUUAUCUGUGCAACAAUAAUCUUAACAAAAACAAGAAUUAUUAAAAACAGAAAAUGAAAUUAAAAGAAAAGAAAUGGUUUGUGUAACAUCUAGAUAGAUACUUCUCAUAAACUAAACAUAGAAGGCAUUUUCAGUUUAGUUGCAGAGGAAAAAGAAAAAUAAAUAACUCAGAUUUCUUGAAAUCUCUCUGAACAAUCUGUUCAGCCUGUCAGUUUCUGUUUUGGAUCAGAUAGCAGCAAUCCUCUUUGUGCCAGAGAACUCUCUUAUUGAGCCCCCUGAUCCAGGGCUAGCUACUUCCACCACUUUCCAAAUCAGUUUUGUCCAGUUAGCUACACAUACAUUAGGAUUUGGACUCAUCAUUUUUUCUAGGCAUGGAUUGUUGAGGAUACAAAGUUCCUUUUAUGAUUAUUAAUAGCCAUCUUUCAAAUGCUUAGCCUACUUCAGAUAUCACUUUUCACAGACCACCUUGACUAGUUGUUUCUAGUUAAUCAAGUUUCUUGUUAAAACUCCCUAAGCAAUUUUUUUGGCCAAGAAACACUAACUAUGGGUAAGGUCCCCAGCCCCUCUGUCAAAAUAUUGCAGUGUACUUUCUUGUUUCAGGAAUUUUUAAUGAGUUAUGAGCACAAAACAACGAGCCCAAACAGUUCUCUCACAGGGCCUUGUGCAUCUCUGUAGUGACUCCUGCCUAUCUGCUAGCCUACCAUAUAGUGAUUUUUAACAGGUUCUGGCUUGUCAACUUGAUUGGUUAUUGUGGUGUAGGGAAGCGUGUGAUCUGGGUCUUCAGUACUCAGUCUGCAAAAGAGCCAGUCUGGAGCAUGGUGGGUUGAGUUGUCUCUCUGCCUUAGGUUGCAGCUGUGCCUGUCUCUCUGUUUGGUUGUUGUGUGUUAGAUUUCUGUAUUCUGAGAAAUAAAGUGGUGUUAUGUUGCAACCUUUCAGGAAGAAUAUUUGUUUGUUUCUAGAUUUGGAUCACUUGAUGAUUAUCUUGUUCUGUUCAUUCCCUCUGGGGCACUUGUCAUUGGCCACUUUCGGAAGACAGGACACUGGGCUUGAUGGACCUUUGGUCUGACCCAGUAUGACCAUUUUUAUGUUCUAAUUCUUUGCAUAUGCCAUAAAUAUAACAGUUUUAUGUGAUGGCAAAGCCUUGCAGAAAGGGACUGAAGGGGAUUCAGGAAAUGCCUAUGUGGUAGGGUAAUACGCACUAUGAGGGGUGUGAUUUCUUAAGUGCACUAACAUAUUGUGCAUAUGCCAUUCCAUUGAUGGUGUGCAUGUGCCUCAUAUGGUAAAGACAGGCGUCUUUUCAGCCAUCAGUACCCAUCCUUAUAGCUCCAGCAUGGCCCAGCCAAUUCUGGUUCACAAAUCUAUUGAGUCUCUCAGUAUCUUAGUCCAGGACCUUACCUCUGCUUCCAGACCUACUGUGUAAGAACCAGGGACAGAUUCCACACCUGAACCUAGCAUCCCCUGCACCUCGCUGCAUGCAGGCUGGAUGGAUGUCAUCAGGACAGCAGGCUUGCUUCUCCUCAGUUAUGGAAGUUAUGAUAAGCAGUAGAAAGGACAAGACAAACUUACCUGUCAAAAUGGACAAGGUUCUCUCAUUGGUGCCAGUGGAAAUAAUUGAUUCCACAUUUACCUUUCAAUCCCGCAGACUCUCGAUUUACUCAAACUCAAGAUGAAGAAUCUGUCUCUUAGCUUGAUCAUGGCGCACCUAGUGGUGAUCUCAUCUUGCCACGUACUGAUUGAGGAUCACACAACCGUGGUAAGGUUCUUGAGAGUCCUAAGUAAAGUAUUCCCACCUAUCAAAGAACCACCUCGGGACUUGAAAUCUAGAACUCACAGCACUCAUGGGACUCAUCUUCAAGCCCCUGGUUGCCUCGUCUCUAUUACACCUGUCAGUGAAAAUGGAAUUUUUGAUAGUGAUAACUUUGGCCAGAAGAGUAGGAAAGAUUCAAGUGUUUAUGACUGACCCUCCACAUACAGUAUUCUACCAAGAUAAGGUAUUAAUGAAGACAUAUCCUAAAUUUCUUCCUAAAGUAGUCACAGGCUUCCAUCUCAACCAACCAGUAUACCUACCAGGAUUCUUUCAAAAAUCUCAAAAAUCCAAAUCUGAGGCAACCUUGCAUACAUUAGAUGUGAGGUGAGCCUACUUCCUGAAUAGAAUGAAACUGUAUAGAACAUUGCCAAACUUGUUUGUCUUCACUGAGGGAAGGAUGAUGGGCUCUGCAGUUUCAGUCCAGAGACAGCGUAAUGGAAUUUCUGAUUGUAUUAAAAUGUGAUGAGGUGACCAAGGUAGAGACACCAGCUACAAUCAGGGCCCCUCCACCAACAGUGCAAGUUGUGUCAGUAGCAUCACUGAGAAACUUAAUAUCUGACAUUUGUAAAGCUGCUGCUUGUGUGUGAAUCCACAUGUUCACUUGAUAUUAUACCCGAGUAGAAGCCUCUAAAUCCAUCACUACAUUUUAAUCAUUAUUUUGGUAACUGCUUAAACUUAUACCUCCUAAAUAUGAUAACUGCUUGGGAGUCACCAUCAGUGGAAUGAAUGGGCAUAUAGACAAUCACUCAAAGAAGAAAGGAAAGUUACCCAUGUACAAUAACUGGAGUUUGAGAUCUAUUGUCCAUAUGUACAUUCCACAACCUGCCCUUUCAUCCCCUAUACCUCAGAGCCCUCUUGUAAGGGAUUCGGCAUUGAGAAGGAACCGAAUGGUGGUGGAGAAGCACGAGGACUGAAAAGCACAUGUAUGCCCUACAAGUACUGCUGGCCAAAAAGAGUUUCAUCUCUACUACGAAGCGCGUGCACAUCAUCAGUGGAAUGCACAUAUGCACAACACAGCUUGAAGAACUCCAGUUACUGUACUUGGAUUAUAUAUUGGCUUUGUAUACACUAGCACAUAUCAAGCAAGACAGAUGAACUCCAGCCUUGUGUGCACUUUCAAUUAGCCUACAAGAUGCAAUUUAGUAUGAAUCCCAGGCAGCUUUGGAAGUGAAAGAGAAGUUUGAGAUCUCUGGCUGGAAGCUGAACGUGAUGACGGCCUGGUCUAUGGUGGAGAAGUUGAAAAUGGAGAAGAGGCAUUCCAAAGAAGAGAGGAAUGUGGAACAGGAUGCUGGGGACUGCAGUGCUGAAUCUGAGGAAUGGACAAGCUCAGAAAGUGAGCCUGAACAACAAUGCUUCAAAAACAGCUGUAGCAAUACUCAGUGGAGGGAAAAGGAAAUUUCUACUAAACCACAUAGGCAACUCUGUCGCUCUCCUUGCCUGGAUCGUCCAAGUUUCUCACAGAGCAGUAUCCUUCAGGACUUGAAACUGGAAGAGUGUAAAAUAAACUUGGACAAGGAAUACCAGGCUAAAAUGGAUUUUGCUUUAAAGCUUGGGUAUGCUGGAGAUCAGAUCCAGGCAGUGCUGAACAAGUUGGGAGCAGAUGCUCUGAUCAAUGAUAUUUUGGCAGAACUCGUGAGACUUGGCAACAAGGGUGAAUCAGAGGGACAAGGCAGUGUCGGCAGUAGUAGUGGUACUCUGGUGCCCAGGGGUCCUUGCCCAAAGGAAAUGGCCAGCCCUGAACUGUCACUUGAAGAUGAAGUAGUGGAUAACACUGACAACUUAAGACCAAUUGUCAUUGAUGGAAGUAACGUGGCUAUGAGUUUAAACGAAUACUUUGCCAUAUUUUUAAGCCAUGGGAAUAAAGAAGAAUUUUCCUGUCGGGGAAUUCAGCUAGCUGUUGAGUGGUUUCUGGAGAAAGGACAUAAAGAUAUCACUGUAUUUGUACCUGCGUGGAGAAAAGAGCAGUCUCGACCUGAUGCACCAAUUACAGAUCAAGAAAUUUUACGUAAAUUGGAGAAAGAAAAAAUUCUUGUCUUCACCCCAUCUCGGCGAGUUCAGGGAAGAAGGGUGGUCUGCUAUGAUGACCGGUUCAUAGUAAAACUGGCUUUUGACUCAGAUGGCAUCAUUGUGUCAAAUGACAAUUAUCGGGAUCUUCAGAAUGAAAAGCCAGAGUGGAAGAAAUUCAUAGAGGAACGUCUGCUAAUGUAUUCUUUUGUGAAUGACAAAUUUAUGCCUCCUGAUGAUCCUUUAGGACGCCAUGGUCCAAGCCUUGAAAAUUUCCUAAGAAAAAGGCCUGUUAUUCCUGAACAUAAAAAACAACCAUGCCCUUAUGGCAAAAAAUGCACCUAUGGACACAAAUGUAAAUAUUAUCAUCCAGAACGCGCAAAUCAGCCUCAGAGGUCAGUAGCAGAUGAGCUUCGAAUAAGUGCCAAAUUGUCUGCUGUGAAAACUAUGAGUGAGGGAGCUUUGGCCAAAUGUGGCACAGGAUCAUCCAUUUCCAAAGGAGAAAUCAAUUCUGAAGUGAAACGUAUUGCCCCCAAACGCCAGUCAGACCCAAGCAUUAGAUCAGUUGCUGUGGAACCUGAGGAAAGACUGUCAGUAGCUCGGAAGUCAGAAGCCAACUCUGUCCCUUCUCUUGUUUCUGCAUUAAGUGUACCAACAAUCCCUCCUUCAAAAAGCCAUGCUGUUGGUGCAUUAAAUACUCGUUCUGCAAGCAGCCCUGUACCAGGGUCAUCGCAAUUUACUCAUCAAAAAUCCUCACUAGAACACAUGGCCAGUGUGCAGUAUCCUCCCAUACUGGUCACCAAUAGCCAUGGCACUUCUGUUAGCUAUACAGACCAGUAUCCCAAAUAUGAAUCUUUAGGAGACCAUGGCUACUAUUCCAUGCUCAGUGAUUUCUCCAAUUUGAGCAUAAGCAGUAUGCGUAACACAGAUUAUUAUGGGGCUAAUGCAGACCAAGGGAUGUACUCUAGAAAUUCAAGCCCCUGUCCUGACAAUCGCUUAAGCCAUACAAGUAAUGAUUCGUAUUCCUCUUAUAAUGAUUUGUAUCUGGGUGUAGCAGAUGCCAGGGCAGAAGACAAUGUGAAGGUCCACAGACUUUCAUCCCAAAAUCGUCUUCAGCCUUUUUCCCAUGGUUACCAUGAAGCCUUAACUAGAGUUCAGAGUUAUGGAACUGAAGAGCCUAAACAACUCCCUCGCAAACAGUCUGUUUCCCAUUUAGCACUGCAUGUCCAGCAUCCAGUUGUUGGAGCACGGUCCAGUUGUCCAGGAGACUACCCAGUGCCUCAGAAUGUUCAUCCAUCAGCCACUGCACAGCCAAGCCGUGCCUUGGUCAUGACAAGAAUGGACAGUAUUUCUGACUCACGGCUUUAUGAAAGUAACCCUAUGCGGCAGAGAAGGCCACCCCUCUGUCGAGAGCAGCAUGCUAGUUGGGAUCCAUUACCAUGUGCUGCUGAUACUUACGCUUACCACUCCUAUCCACUGAGCAACAAUCUCAUGCAACCAUGUUAUGAACCUGUAAUGGUAAGAAGCAUGCCUGAAAAGAUGGAGCAACUGUGGAGGAAUCCCUGGAUUGGUGUAUGUGGAGAGCCACAGGAACAGCAUAUUAUUCCAGAACAUCAGUAUCAGACAUACAAGAAUCUCUGCAAUAUUUUCCCUGCUGGUAUUGUCCUCUCGGUAAUGGAGAAAAAUCCCCAUAUGACAGACGCACAACAGUUGGCAGCUAUGAUUGUUGCCAAAUUGAGAACAGGGCGUUAAAAUGUUAGAGCUUCUUUUUGAACUCUUAAAGACAAAUAGUAUUGAGUGUAUAGUGGGCAGGAUCUGGAGGAAAAGUUAAAAAUAAGGCAAAUCUAUUGUAAAUAUUUUCUAAUUCUGUGGUAUAAAAUUCUGUACCCUAUAGCAAUCAUUAAAUAUAUGUGUGAGACACUAUAUAAAAGCAGAUUGUAUUGUAAAUAUAAUGAAUAUUUUAGGAUUUCAAAAAUAGGGCAUUUUAAAGGUAUUUUACAGGAAGUGCAUACAUUUUUGCAUGAAUAUAUUAUUUAACUAAGAACUACAAGGUUACACUUUUAGAGUCUAAAGCUGUUCAUUCAAAACUAUUGUUAGCAAUUAUAUUGCAUGUAUCAAUGUAUAGUUUCAAUUUGAUGAUAAAUAUAUAAUUGGCUUUUCAAAAUACGCUCUAUACAUUCUGGGAUCAUAAGACUUUGGCUUUGACACUGCAUUCCUCUGGGUCAAAUAUUUUUUUAAAUGAGAUGACUUGCCAACAAUUAAAAUAAUCCUCCAUUUGUAAAACAAACCUGAUCCUAUUCCCUUUUUUCACUUUUAAAUAUCAACAUAAUUGGUAUCUCUUAGCUUUUAAAUCUAUCCACCCAGGGUUUGAUCCUGUAAGGUGUGCUGACCACUUCGGCUCCAAUUCACCACUGGCUCCAAUCCAGCAAAGCAUUUAGGCAUAAGUGCUCAGCAUCUUUCAGGAUCAAAUCCCAAUUCAAUGUUAAAAGUAGGAUAAACUGUAGCCUUCCUCUUCAGAAGUACUGAUGAGUACAAAAUGUACACUAGUACAUUUUAAGGGUCAAUUGUAGACUGUCACUUUACUUAUGCACUGUUCAUUACUCACCCUCAAGUGGAGGGGAAGGUAGUGGAUGUUAAUGUGUGAAUAUCCAGUUUAGUAGAAACUGCAACCCUUCUUUUGUGGCUAGGGAUAGUAUUUGAAGGGUUAGAAUUACACUCCAACAGAUGAAUAGACAAUGUUUAAAAGGGGAGAGGGGCUGGUUCUGAAAAGGGAUGCUACAUCUUUGGCUUGCUGCAACCUGGCCUACUUUGCACUUCAGGUUGACCCAAAGGUGUGUAUUUUCCUCCUGAAGGAUUUUAAAGCUUUUAUUUUGACAGGCAAGAAAAAAAUUCUGUGUGGCAUUGUUUGCGCAACUAGUAUUUUGCUCAGGGGUGGGAACCUUUGUAGCUAAAUGCCUCCAUAAGAGGUGUUUAUUGGUUUUUUUAAGCUGCACUGAAUGGACGCCCUUUUUGAAUCAAUGUAUAUUUCAACAUUUUGAACCAUUACUAACUCGAUAUGUCUCGAGCUAGGACUUGUUGACUUCUACUGUAGUUUUUUUCAUGAAAGUUGAGAAGGCCUGGUUUAUGGCCUUUUGUUUCUUCAUGAGAAGGUGUGACACUGCCUAAAUGUUUCUUACUGUGAAACACACAGAACGUGAGGCUGCAGUCAGGGUUGUUUCUGGUGUUUUGAUAAUGGCUUGCAUGCUGCUUUCUGGUUCUGUUUGUCUGAGGACCAAAGACUACUACAUCACUACUUCCACUUGCUACUGUAAAACCUGCAUUGAUUCUAAGUGUAUCUCGUGGGCUAUUUAUCAUGUGCAAAAUGUGAAAAAGUUACAGAUGCAAUUAAAGUAAAUGUAUUAGUAUGUUGGCUGUUCACAUCAUUUCACACAUGAUAAAUAUUUAGUGUCCACACAGGUACCUCUCAGACUACUUACAUAUUUUGUCAUGGCCAUAUCAUUACAUGUUCAAAUUGCAUUAACUUGAAGAUUAUUUUCUUCAUACCUGGAGUAUUAAAAAUAAUUGUUUUAAUUAGUUGCAGAUCAUUGCUGUUAAUAAAAUUGAACUAAUCUUCAAAAAGUUAGCAAAUAACUAUAGAAAAAUAUUUUUACUCUUGACCAACUUUCAAAGCAUAUCUUAACUAGCAUUUUAUAUUUUUUAAUUUCCAAUUACUUCAUAUUCUCUUCUCUUUUAUGGUAAAAGCAGCUGAGAGUAAUGCCUCAAAUAACCAGAAAUGACCUUUUGUUUGUUGAUACAAAUUGUAUCUCUCUUUUUCUUGAUUGUAUAAAAAAACUGUACAAAAACCAUCUCUAGACUAACUUCAAUAUUGCAUUUUCACCAUGUUUGUGACACUGUGUGUCACAGGGAAGUAGCCCAUGGGUAAUUAUGAAUCUUUUUAUUUAAAAUGGGCACUUGUAGUUUAUAGACAAACAAGGACAACUUUUCAAAUCCACUUUAUUACAGUGUGCACAGAUAUUGUGUGUACACUUAAAAGCAUUAUAUUACAUAAGUUAUCUUUAGUCUAUUUAUUAAACAAAUACAUUCUUGCAAUGGAAUUUUAUGUAAAAAGUGUCAGUGUUAAUGAAUCAUCUGCACGUGUUUAUAAAUAGAACUGUAACAAUGUAACUGCUGUAGACCCUGCUUAACAGGUUAAUUAUACAUGUAUGGUUUAGUUUUUAAACGAGGUUUUGUGUACUCACACUUUCCAUCUUGCAUGGAAUUAAAUGUGUAUGUAGAAAAAUGUUUUCCUUCUCCCCACCUAUACAGACUCUUGCAAGAUGGUUUGAUAGAGGUGUCUCUCAGCAUACUUUAUUUGUAAUACUGAGCAGAGGUUACUGCAUAAGGUUUUGGAUGGUUUAUGGAGAUAACGUAUCUUGUAGGAAUUGUCUAGUCAUUUUAACUCUUUCACUGACUUUAACCUGAUAGUAAAUUCAGUCGUCUUCAGGGCCUUGUAUUUAUUAGGAAGGAGUAAGAGUAGAAUCCUAGUAUAAAUCCAGCAAACCCUUUCUCUAAGGUACUUCUUUGAAGGCAUUUUUUCUAAGUUGAGCCAAGAAUGUUUACAUUGUAUAGAAAUAUGGAAAAAAAUGAUGAAGUCUUGUAGAAAUGGUCUGCAGAAUUUUUGCUUGUAAGUUAUUCCUCUUAAAAGUAAUAAUUUAUAAACAUGGUUUAGUGUCUCUUGAUCAGCUAAUUCAACUUAGAGCAUUCAAUGAUCCACAUACGUUUUAAGAUAUCUUCAAAUGCCAAUUCAAAACACUAACGUUCAUUAACCUUCAGCACUUAAGCUUAGAGUUCUUCAAACACAGAAGAGUUGAUCUCAAGAAACACAUGAUCAUUAGUGUCUUAUUGUAAAUAUGAGUUUGUAUAAAUGCUCUUUUUGAGAGCACAAUAUUUAAAUACACUUUUAAAUUUGUAUAAUAGAACAAUUCCAGAGUAUAUAUUUAAAAAGGAAAAAAACCCUCCAAAGAUUAACAUAGUCCUAGAUAAAGAACAGCAAAAAAUAAAAUUGGGUGAAAUCCUGACCUAUUCAAGUCAGUAGGGCCAGGUUUUCAUCCCAGGGCUCCCUAGCUUGCUGGUCUUCAUGUUCCUCAGCUAUCUUACUUUUAUGUAGUUUGUCACUGAAGAUUACAUUACCUUCAGUUUAUUAGGCAACUGACUAAUGAUUUGGAAUAAACUAAAUGUAUUUCUGGAAUGUUACCUGAAGCUACUUAAUGUUUUUGUAAAUAUCACAUGGUAUUUAGUAGUGUAGGAGCUUGUGUAUAUAGACUGUGACUACUAUUAGUCCUCUUGGUGUACUAUUGAGCUACAGUAGUUUGCUUUAUCCAUUUGUAGAAUUAAACGUUACUGUUUAAUUGUUGUAAAAUUUUAUAAAAUCUCUUUGGGUUUUUUGGUUGACCCAAAUAUAAUGUAAGUCUCAAUGACAAAAAGAGUGAAAAUGGACGUUAAACCAGUACAUGGUCUUCGUAAAUCACUGUACUAAGUGUGCAAUGCUCUAUCUGAUGCUGCAUGUAAUGCAUUCACUAGCAUGGCCGUAUUUUUAGCUUUCUGUAAAGUUUUGAUUAAUUUAACUGUUUUUAAAAUGCAAAGAAUGUGUAUGGUUGAUAAGAACAAACUGUAAAGCAGACUGACUAAAGAACUUAUCACCAAAGUAUUUUAUUUUAUUUUUUUUAAGCCAGUUUGCCUCUGAAAAUGUGAAUUUUUGCCUUUUGGAAUGAUUUUUAAUGACUAAAAAAAUCAGAAUGAUCAAGGUGUGAAUGAAGAAAUUUUCCCAUGCUACCCAGUUUUAAGAAUUUUACCAUAACAAAACAUUUGGAAGAUGGCAGGGAUAUGGUUCAGUUUCCUUACCACCACCUAAGAAAACUCCAUCAGGGCCAUACUGUGAGCCCAGUCUUAUUCCACAGCAGCAUGUGAGAACAGCACUGUUCAAAAGAAGCCAAAAAAAACCAAAAACACACAGUAAUUUCAGAUAGAUGCUGUUCUGAGGAAUUCUUAAGUAUUAACCUGUUUUGAACUAUCAAUGGAUUACUUGAAUGGGGAGUGGUAAGUUCAUAGUGUUGUUCAGACCAUUAAAUGUUUCACCAUUAUACGCUUCAACAGUAAAUGUUGAGUUGACAGCUUUUUUUUUUUUUUUUAAACUAGAGCAUUUCUCUUGCAUAGGGCUUUUUAUUGCUGAAAGAUUGCUGUGUGUAUGUGUAUUAUAUGUAAAAAUCCCACCACAAUAUUUCAAGCUAAAGAAUGUAAGUUCACUAUCACAUUAUAAAUCACAGUAUGCUUUCCCUGUUACACUAUUUGGUUAGCCUCUGAGGAAGAAGCAUAAUCUGUCACUUUGGCCUGUUUUAUUUAGAACAUGCAUGUGGUGGUGGUUAGUGAUGUACUGUGCAAAAUCCCCAUAAAACUUGUCUGAAUGUAUUUAAAGGUUUGUUAGUGGUAUUAUGAGGCAAACAUGGAAGACUCUUUAGGUUGAUUGUAAAAUAUUACUUGUUCUCUCCCCACCCCAGUAAUGUGUAACGGGUUUGCACAACUAUUAAAUAUGAUCAGAACACUUAUAUAUGGAUUUACUUAUUCAAUAAACUUAUGAAAGUUCCUG